AAUGCUUAGAGUAGUUUUGUUUGUCCAGCCUCCCUCCGUGAUGGAAAACCUCACCGUGGACGUUCUGUCCGUGGAGAAUAAUGGCACGCAGGAGAACCAGACCCUGGGCGUUUGGACCGACUACACUGUUGAAUACAAGGUGGUCAGCGUGUUCCUGGUGUCCCUCAUAUGCGGGGUGGGCAUCGUGGGGAACAUGAUGGUCAUCCUGGUGGUCCUGACCACCAAGCACAUGCGCACUCCCACCAACUGUUACCUGGUGAGUCUGGCGGCUGCAGACCUGAUGGUGCUGACGGCCGCCGGGCUGCCCAACAUCACGGACGCGCUGCGCGGGCAGUGGGUGUACGGGUACGCCGGCUGCCUGGGGAUCACCUACUUCCAGUACUUGGGCAUCAACGCGUCCUCGUGCUCCAUCACCGCCUUCACCGUGGAGCGCUACAUCGCCAUCUGCCACCCCAUCAAGGCGCAGUUCCUGUGCACCUUGUCCCGCGCCAAGAAGAUCAUCAUGCUGGUGUGGGCGCUCACCUCCGUCUACUGCGUCAUGUGGCUCUUCCUGUCCGACACCAAGACGUUGGUGUACGACAACGCGGCGCUGCUCACGUGCGCCUACAAGGUGUCCAGGAGCCACUACCUGCCCAUCUACUUCACGGACUUCACCGUGUUCUACGUGCUGCCGCUGCUGCUGGCCACGGUUCUGUACGGACUCAUCGCCCGGAUCCUGUUCCUCAACCCGCUGCCCAGCGACCCGAAGGGCGGCAGCAAGAAGUGGCGGAGGGAGGCGAGCCAGGGGGGGAGGAUGGUCAGCACCAGCUCCUCCAGCAGCGCCACGGCCGCCUCCCGCAGACAGGUGACGAAGAUGCUAGCUGUGGUGGUGAUCCUGUUCGCUUUACUGUGGAUGCCCUACCGGACCUUAGUGGUGGUCAACUCUUUCUUAGACAAAGCUUACCUGGACAGCUGGUUUCUGCUCUUCUGCCGUCUCUGCAUCUAUCUGAACAGUGCUAUCAACCCUGUGAUCUACAAUGCCAUGUCCCAGAAGUUCCGCAUUGCCUUCAAGAAGCUGUGUCACUGUGGCCCUCAGCGCAUAGAGAAACCAGCCACGUAUAGUGUGGCACUCACUUACAGUGUAAUCAAAGAGACAUCCAAUGGGGAGAGUCCCGACCACUUUACCACGGAACUGGAUGAGCUGCACUCACCGUGUGACCAAUACCUACCUGCCAGCAUUAUGCCAAGUGCCAAAAAAGUGCAGUAUGUGGAGCCCUCCCUGCCUGACGGAGGUGUGAAUGCUUGA
Nematolebias whitei (Rio pearlfish) is the source of this 1285-nucleotide messenger RNA. RefSeq names its product thyrotropin-releasing hormone receptor a (gene trhra). The transcript is spliced from 2 exons. Gene Ontology annotation, biological process: phospholipase C-activating G protein-coupled receptor signaling pathway. Gene Ontology annotation, molecular function: thyrotropin-releasing hormone receptor activity. The record is from RefSeq and is a predicted model, not a curated record. Bases 2 to 1285 code for a protein of 427 amino acids. Lineage: Eukaryota; Metazoa; Chordata; Actinopteri; Cyprinodontiformes; Rivulidae. Gene Ontology annotation, cellular component: membrane.